CUCGCCCCUCUGGGAGGAAGUCGAAAGGCGGGAAGCCCCGCCUCUCUCCCGGCUUUGGCUUUCUUCUCAGUUUUACCCGGCCGGCUCCGCCUGUGCCGAAAGCCAGCCGUUCUCUGUCCUCCAUCAGUCGGAGCUCUCCGCUGUGCCACCCGGCUGCGCCUGCGCGACCCCACCCCGCCCCACGCGCGGGCUCGCGAUCCAAUUCCCGCCAGGCCUCCGGCCCACAGCACCCGGCCCGCGCCUUCCCGGUCCGGCGGAGAGCAAGCACCAUGCUCUUCUAUUCCUUUUUCAAGUCCCUUGUCGGCAAGGAUGUGGUCGUGGAACUCAAGAAUGACCUGAGCAUCUGUGGAACCCUCCAUUCUGUGGAUCAGUAUCUCAACAUCAAACUAACUGACAUCAGUGUCACAGACCCUGAGAAAUACCCUCACAUGUUAUCAGUGAAGAACUGCUUCAUCCGGGGCUCAGUGGUUCGCUAUGUGCAGUUGCCAGCAGAUGAAGUCGACACACAGUUGCUACAAGAUGCAGCAAGGAAGGAGGCCCUGCAGCAGAAGCAGUGAUAGUUCCUCCUCCCUUCCCCUCCUUCCAUUGGUGACCCUUAACAUCAUUUCCCAGUCCCGGAGGCCUCCCUCCCAUAUUUCUUGAGGUGUUGUUUGUUUUUUGAUAGCAAAAGCUGCUGUUUGUUUUUUUUUUUAAAGAAUGUGGAUGAGAGGGCUAAUAAUGGGGAGCGGCUGUCCUGUGUUGAGUAGGCUGAGGAACUGAGAAGCCUUCCCUGUCUGCAGCACCUGCCUUUCUCACUUUUCCCCUGGAGGUGGUGGGAGAAUCUAUCAGAUCUUUCCAGGGUGGCAAGUCAUUUAUUGUGGGGAGGGAAGGAAUCUGUCCCGCAUCGGGAAUAAAAUUUAUGAAGCAAA
Molecule: messenger RNA, 908 nt
Organism: Capra hircus (goat)
Lineage: Eukaryota; Metazoa; Chordata; Mammalia; Artiodactyla; Bovidae
Gene: LSM2
Product: LSM2 homolog, U6 small nuclear RNA and mRNA degradation associated
Exons: 5
Coding region: 270-557 (95 amino acids)
Biological process (GO): mRNA splicing, via spliceosome
Cellular component (GO): precatalytic spliceosome; catalytic step 2 spliceosome; U6 snRNP
Molecular function (GO): RNA binding
Source: RefSeq, a predicted model, not a curated record